Messenger RNA from Carassius auratus (goldfish), 1270 nucleotides. Its product is annotated as caltractin. The transcript is spliced from 5 exons. Bases 60 to 578 code for a protein of 172 amino acids. Lineage: Eukaryota; Metazoa; Chordata; Actinopteri; Cypriniformes; Cyprinidae. Gene Ontology annotation, molecular function: calcium ion binding. The record is from RefSeq and is a predicted model, not a curated record. Gene Ontology annotation, cellular component: myosin II complex.
CGUCACAGAACGUAAUUAAUAUUCAUGAGCUCCACUGGUCUACUCUUCUCCAGGUUAAGAUGGCCUCUAGUCCCAAAAGACCCUCUCUGGGGGCAGUAGCUCCUCGUAAGAAAGCCAAUCUAAAGUCUGAACUGACAGAAGAGCAAAAACAGGAGAUCCGAGAGGCGUUUGAGCUCUUCGACACCGAUGCUUCUGGUUUUAUUGAGGUGAAGGAGUUAAAGGUGGCCAUGAGAGCGCUGGGCUUUGAGCCUAAAAAGGAGGAAAUCAAGAAAAUGAUCGCUGAGGUUGAUAAGGAUGCUACUGGAAAGAUCUCUUUUGGUGAUUUUAUGACAGUCAUGACCCAAAAAAUGGCUGAAAAGGACUCCAAGGAAGAAAUUCUUAAGGCCUUUCGGCUGUUUGACGAUGACGAGACUGGAAAGAUAUCCUUCAGGAAUCUAAAGCGAGUGGCCAAAGAGCUGGGGGAAAACCUGACCGACGAGGAGCUGCAGGAAAUGAUCGAUGAAGCAGACAGAGACGGGGAUGGAGAAGUUAACCAGCAGGAGUUUCUCCGCAUCAUGAAGAAAACCAGUUUGUACUGAAUGUUAUCAGAAGCACAUGUGAAAUAUUCAUUUCUGUUUUAUUUAUUUUUCUAUGAUUUUGACGUUUUAUGCACCGCAUCAUUCCAAAACCGUGAUGCCUGUCAGCCCCAUCGGUGGAUUCAGAUCCGUGUGGGUUUUGCCGUCGAUUGUUUACACUCUAUAUUCUCAAGACUUAUCAGUCCAAAUAUAAACAGUAGCACAGGCUUGUAAGUAAUGCGUCAUAUAUGCAUGCACUGAAAUAUUUUGUGACUUUGUCAUAACAUGGGUAAAUCUCACUUAGAAAGCAAAUGUUUUAGAGCCAGAUUUCAAAAUAAAUAAUAAAAAAAAAGCUUCAUGUAGAUUGUGACAACUAAUUUUUAAUGGACCCCUGAUAAAAAUAUAAAAACACUGCCAAAACUAUUACAAUAAUAUGAAUAUAUAUAUAUAUAAACAUACUUAUAAAAAACACAAAAGUAAAACCUGACUGCAUUCUUUCCCAGAAUCACUCUAUAUAUAUAUUCUACCUUAUGUUUCUCUGUGCCUCAGCUUCUUUGAAGGAGAUUUCUGCAGUUUUAGUGAAUGCAUACUGUGAUCCUGUGCUUGUAUUUAUCCUUUGUGUCUCUUUAUAUAUCGUCUUUCUAUUGAAGUACACUUGAGAUGCUAUUGAAGUAUUAUUAAAAAUAAAAUAAACUGUAUCGAGCAGCCAUUAUUGA